Molecule: messenger RNA, 738 nt
Organism: Pipistrellus nathusii (Nathusius's pipistrelle)
Lineage: Eukaryota; Metazoa; Chordata; Mammalia; Chiroptera; Vespertilionidae
Source: the annotation of a GenBank genome assembly
AUGACCUCCAGCUACGGGCACGUCCUGGAGCGGCAGCCGGCGCUGGGCGGCCGCUUGGACAGCCCGAGCAACCUCGACACCCUGCAGGCGAAGAAGAACUUCUCCGUGAGUCACCUGCUAGACCUGGAGGAGGCCGGCGACAUGGUGGCGGCGCAGGCGGACGAGAGCGUGGGCGAGGCGGGCCGCAGCCUGCUGGAGUCGCCGGGGCUCACCAGCGGCAGCGACACCCCGCAGCAGGACAAUGAUCAGCUGAACUCAGAGGAAAAGAAAAAGAGAAAGCAGCGGAGGAACCGGACCACCUUCAACAGCAGCCAGCUGCAGGCUCUGGAGCGCGUCUUUGAGCGGACCCACUACCCUGAUGCUUUUGUGCGAGAAGAUCUCGCCCGCAGGGUGAACCUCACUGAAGCCAGAGUGCAGGUGUGGUUUCAGAACCGAAGAGCCAAAUUCCGCAGGAACGAGAGAGCCAUGCUGGCCAAUAAAAACGCUUCCCUCCUCAAAUCCUACUCAGGAGACGUGACUGCCGUGGAACAGCCCAUUGUACCUCGUCCUGCUCCAAGACCCACCGAUUAUUUCUCCUGGGGGACGGCCUCUCCGUACAGUGCCAUGGCUACUUAUUCUGCCACAUGUGCCAACAAUAGCCCUGCACAGGGCAUCAACAUGGCCAACAGCAUUGCCAACCUGAGACUGAAGGCCAAGGAAUAUAGUUUACAGAGGAACCAGGUGCCAACAGUCAACUGA